AGUACCCGUUAAACGAAGAGCAAUGUUUAAUAACGCUAUCCUUAGAAAACAGAUGACUUUUUUGCUUGCGUUCAUGAUAAAACUUGAGCCACAGACCUUUAGCAUCAGCCUCACAGGGAAGCCCGCAAUCCCGCAGUCUUACUUGGGAGGAGUGAAGGCGCGGCACGAUGGGCGUGGAGACGUGGCUGCUGCUGGUGACGGUGGCGGUGCUGGCGUGGCUCUACUCCAGGUGGCGUCACAGCUACUGGGCCUCGAGGGGCGUGGCCUCCCCGCCAACCCUGUCCUUCAUCGGACAUUUUCACAAGUCGAUGUUCAUAAACAAGAAGCCGUGGGAGUUCCAGACUGAGUUGCGCAGCAGGUACAGGGAGCCGUCAAUGUGUGGCCUGUAUGAGUUUUUCAAGCCUGUCUUGAUGGUCUGGGAUAUUGAGAUGAUGAAGCACAUUUUUGUUAAAGACUUUGACCACUUCACUAACCGAAGAGAAUUCAAUUUCGAUAAUGCUGGCCAUGAAAGGGAUAAAAUGAUGAUGGAGAUGCUGUCAGUAAAGAACGGUCCCCAGUGGAAGGGUCUGCGGGCCAUCAUGUCUCCCACCUUCACCUCAGGCAAGAUGAAAAGUAUGUAUCCUCUGGUGUGCGAAAAGGCCGAUGCUCUGGUCAAGUUUUCGAUGAACCAAGCAACCAAACAGCCUCACGUGGACAUGAAGACAAACUUUGGCCGAUUCACAAUAGAUACAAUUGCAUCUUGUGCGUUUGGUCUUGAGUGCAAUUCUCUGGUGAAUGAAAAUGCCGAAUUCCCUCGUAAGGCAGAAAUCUUUUUCAAUAUAACAGGAGUAAGAUUUCUGAAAUUUGUUAUCUUGGCAAUUGCUCCUAAAAUCUUAAGAACCUUCAGUAUUAGCGUAAAUCCC
Eriocheir sinensis (Chinese mitten crab) is the source of this 902-nucleotide messenger RNA. Its product is annotated as cytochrome P450 6k1-like. Gene Ontology annotation, molecular function: heme binding; oxidoreductase activity, acting on paired donors, with incorporation or reduction of molecular oxygen; monooxygenase activity. The record is from RefSeq and is a predicted model, not a curated record. Lineage: Eukaryota; Metazoa; Arthropoda; Malacostraca; Decapoda; Varunidae. The transcript is spliced from 3 exons. The annotation marks the transcript as partial.